Molecule: messenger RNA, 1484 nt
Organism: Phoenix dactylifera (date palm)
Lineage: Eukaryota; Viridiplantae; Streptophyta; Magnoliopsida; Arecales; Arecaceae
Source: RefSeq, a predicted model, not a curated record
CCAAUUGCUCAAUUUGCACUGCAACCAACAAUAAUAAACCUUGAAUCCAAUAAAAAAAUCAUUAGAUAAAUUAAUAUCGUCUAACCCCAUACUUUUCCAACGCAUCACUAUGUAUACAAACCUCCCCAAGCAAACUCGAUAACCAUCUCUCCGUCGUACCGAGUAAUGCCUUGCGCUCCUCUUCCGAAGUCCUGCGUCCAACACCAGAGGCUCAGCACCACACCCGGCGGCGGUGUCACCAACGGAAGCAACAUGACCCAGGGGGCGAUUGCCGGCGGCAAGACGGUUGCGGGGGAGCGGUGCACGGCGCACGCGGUGCCGGAGGAGGUGGCGAGGCAUCACGAGCACGCGGUGGGGCCGCGGCAGUGCUGCUCCGCCGUGGUACAGGCCAUCGCCGCCCCCGUGCCGACGGUGUGGUCGGUGGUCCGCCGCUUCGACAAGCCCCAGGUCUACAAGCACUUCGUCAAGAGCUGCCACGUCCUCGUCGGCGACGGCGACGUCGGCACCCUCCGCGAGGUCCAGGUGAUCUCCGGCCUCCCGGCGGUGACCAGCACCGAGCGCCUCGAGAUCCUCGACGACGAGAGCCACGUUCUCAGCUUCCGGGUCGUCGGCGGCGAGCACAGGCUGGCGAACUACCGGUCUGUGACCACCCUCCACGCGGCCGGCGGGGGGACCGUGGUGGUGGAAUCGUACGUGGUCGACGUGCCGGCGGGGAACACGACGGAGGACACGCAGGUCUUCGUGGACACCAUCGUCAAGUGCAACCUCCAGUCGCUGGCUCGCACCGCCGAGAGCCUCGCCCGGCGCGGCGCCGCCGACGGUGGGCAGACUCGUAAUUAAGUCCGGGUGCGGGGGCUUCUUUUUUUGCAAGCUGGAUCGUUUGGUUUUUCCUCGUCUCCUGGGGCUCGUCCCCGGGCGCGGGGACCACCGCGCCCACCCACUUGGAAUGGGACGACGACUACGUUGUACCGCAUAGCCAUGCCCUUCGUUUCUCCCUCUCCUUCUUUCCUUUCUUUUUUUUCCCGUUCUUCUUCCCCUUUUUCUCUCUUUGAUUUUUAUUUUUCUCUCUUUUUUAAGGAUACAAGUACUAUAGACUAUUGUGAAUAAUGUCCCCACUCACUCUCUUUCUCUCUCUAAUUUUUUUUUUUUUUUUGGUACAAUCUCUAAUUUGUUCAUACUUGUCUUUUAAAGCAAGGUUAUCUUUUUGAUUAUAUGUGUGAUCCAAGGUGCAACAUGCGAUGGAUGCUGCAUUCGAUUAUAACAACUUUUUUUACUAAGAUUUACAAAUGAGAGUGUGAAGAUAGUGGCCUAUUAGAGCCAUGGAGUUGCAUUAGAAUAAAACUGUGGCUGAAAACUGCCAGAACUUGAAGGGGGCUGCCUGGUUACAUUGAACCAUGAAAAAAUGUUAUAGAACGUCCUCUCUUUUGGCUCAAAGAUGGCAGCUGUUUUGGAGAGCAUUAAACCUUUUACUCCAAGGAGCCUAU